AUGAGUUAUGCUUCAAAGAACAACCUCAUCAUCUCCUUGCUUAUUCUGGCAUUUUACAUUGUUCAAACACAACAUGCAAAUGCUUUAUUUGAGAAAUAUAAAGUUGUUAUCCGCAGUGGCUUCAAUCCAGAAGGGCCUGGUGAUUUAACCAUUAAUUGUUUCUCCGGAGAUGAUUUUUUCGGAGAUCACAUUCUCAAAAGUGGACAAGAGUUUUACUGGAAUUUCAGGAUGUAUUUUCUUGAUCUUACUGAGUAUCGUUGUGACUUUACAUAUAAUCAUCAUCUGGUAAGGAAAUUUAAAGUUUUCGACAGUGGUAUAGCCCAGCUUCUCGAUUGGCCAAAAAUUCAGGGCAGGUAUGUAGUAUUUUGGUACGUGAAAGAGGAUGGGUUUUACCACGGGGAUGACUAUCCCAGUCUUGCACGAGAACAUUUACUCUUUAGUACCCCCGAAAGAUGGACGACUAACACUAACACCACGGGAUAG
Molecule: messenger RNA, 483 nt
Organism: Coffea arabica (coffee)
Lineage: Eukaryota; Viridiplantae; Streptophyta; Magnoliopsida; Gentianales; Rubiaceae
Source: RefSeq, a predicted model, not a curated record